AUGCUAGCGACGUCCGGGGAGCAGUCGCUGGCACUGCAGCUCGGCCAGGCCCUGCUGCCGCCGGCCGCCGGGCUCGCCUUCACCGUGCUGCACCCGGUGGUGGUGCGCCGCGUGGCGGCGCACCUGCUGCCGGCUGGCUUCGAGGGCGUGCUGCGUCUGGAGGAGCCGGCCCGGCUGGGUCGCUGCCGCCACUCGAAGUCACCGGUACCGGGCCUGCUGCACGUCACCGCCCUGCUGACAACCGACGGCCGCCUGGUGAAGCUCGGCCACGAGCCGCUCUGCUGCCCGCUUCGGCUCGUCUUCACCGUCCACGAGCCGGCGCGGCUGGCAGAGCUGUUAGAGGGCCGACCGGCGAGCUGCCACCGGGACGACGGUGGCGCCGCCCAGCGGGCGCUAGCGGAGGAGGCGGCCGAGCACGGCGACCUGCUCUUGCUGCCCGGCGUCGAUGUGUACCGCCGUCUGCCCGACAAACUGCUCGGCUUCUUCUCCUGGGUCUCCACACACAGCUCUGCUGACUGGGUCAUCAAAUGUGACGACGACGUGAUCCUAGACCUGCCGCGGAUACUGAAGAACAUUCCAAAACGCACCGGCAGUGACCUCUGGUGGGGAAACUUCAGGUACAACUGGCCAGCGAACCGGUACGGCAAGUGGGCCGAGUACGUGUACCAGGCGGAGGUGUAUCCGCCGUUCGCGUGUGGCACGGCCAGCCUGCUCUCGAUGGACGCGGUGCGCCGGCUGGCCGCCAGUGCUCAGCAUCUAACCAGGUUCCAGGGCGAGGACACGUCGCUGGGCAUCUGGCUGUCGGGCCGGUCCGUGCGCCGCGUGCCCGACGCGGACUGGUGUGGUUAG
This is a messenger RNA of Pollicipes pollicipes, 849 nucleotides long. Its product is annotated as UDP-GalNAc:beta-1,3-N-acetylgalactosaminyltransferase 2. Gene Ontology annotation, cellular component: Golgi membrane. The transcript has 8 exons. The coding region runs from base 1 to 849 and encodes 282 amino acids. Lineage: Eukaryota; Metazoa; Arthropoda; Thecostraca; Pollicipedomorpha; Pollicipedidae. Gene Ontology annotation, biological process: protein O-linked glycosylation. Gene Ontology annotation, molecular function: UDP-glycosyltransferase activity; hexosyltransferase activity. The record is from RefSeq and is a predicted model, not a curated record.